Messenger RNA from Schistosoma haematobium, 648 nucleotides. RefSeq lists its product as uncharacterized. Gene Ontology annotation, cellular component: lysosome. The record is from RefSeq and is a predicted model, not a curated record. Bases 1 to 648 code for a protein of 215 amino acids. Gene Ontology annotation, biological process: regulation of catalytic activity. The transcript is spliced from 4 exons. Gene Ontology annotation, molecular function: cysteine-type endopeptidase activity. Lineage: Eukaryota; Metazoa; Platyhelminthes; Trematoda; Strigeidida; Schistosomatidae.
AUGAUCAAUAUUAUUCCUUGUCCAGAAAUUAUGCUUACGUCUGUGUUGUGUAUCGCUUCAUUGAUAACCCUUCUCGAUGCUCAUAUUUCAAUAAAGAAAGAAAGAUUUGAACCAUUGUCAGAUGACAUCAUCUCGUAUAUUAAUCAACAUCCAAAUGCUGAAUGGAAAGCUGAGAAAAGCAAUCGUUUCCACUCACUGGAUGACGCACGUAUUCUGAUGGGUGCAAGAAGAGAGGAAUCAGAAUUAAGAAAGAAGAGACGUCCCACAGUUGACCAUAAUGAUUUGAAUGUAGAAAUUCCAUCAAGUUUUGAUUCAAGGAUGAAAUGGCCUCGUUGUAAAAGUAUAGCGACCAUUCGUGAUCAAUCACGAUGUGGAUCAUCUUGGGCUUUCGCUGCUGUCGAAGCCAUGAGUGAUCGAACCUGCAUACAGUCACGUGGCAGACAAUCUGUGGAACUAAGUGCUGUGGAUCUAAUGAGCUGUUGUAGCGAUUGCGGAUUUGGGUGUGAUGGUGGAUUCCUUGGUCAUGCUUGGGAUUAUUGGGUGAAGGAAGGUAUUGUUACUGGAAGUUCGAAAGAGAAUCACACAGGUUGUCAACCAUAUCCAUUCCCGAAAUGUGAGCAUCAUGCUAAAGGAAAGUAUCCUGCAUAA